AUAGGUGAACACAAACAGCUGUUUUCUAUCAAAUUCAGUGUCAAACACAAAACAUCGAGAGAAAAUUCCCGAUUAUUUUACAUUUACCUCCGUAAAGUCUAGAAAUGCGUAGAGAAUUCAUUCUAGUACUUUUAGGAAUAAUAUUCAUAUCGACCUUGUCAUCUCUGCUUUCGGGGUAUGUCCAAAUAGAUACGGAUAAAGUGUUAUUAGACACAGUGGUUGGGGUGGUAGGGGCCGGUAACUUCUCGUAUUGGCAACUGGGCCACACGGGGCCGCUGCUGGUGGAGCUGACAUCGCUAAGCGGAGACGCAGACCUCUACGUGUCGGACACCACCCGGCCCAGCUAUGAAACAGACCGGAACAACUUCAGUUCAAUAACUUGUGGCCCGGACGUGGUGCAGGUGCCCACCGACUUCCCACGACCAAUAGGUAUCGGAGUAUUCGGUCACUGGUCACACUCGGUGUCGGAGUACAGCAUACGGGUGUUCCUCCACGCGGCCGCGCUCGGGGAGGAGGUGCUGGGGGACCAGGACCAUGGGGAGAAGGCUGAGCUGGACCGCGCGCACCGCGCCGCCGUCAGAAAGGAAGAGGAGAGCAAGCCUCGCUUCCUGAAACUGCUGAACAUCCUGGACAUGAUGUUCGAGAUGUUUGUCCUGUAAUAUUGGCAUUGCGGGCCAAUGUUGGCCAAAUAUCGCAAUAUUACGCACCAGUUGAUGAGGUUGUAAGGAUGGACUAUGUUGGAUGUAGGUGUCCCUGUCAACUUUAGAGGGCCUAGUAGAAGUAUUUACGGCCGAGGCGAUCAAUGGCCAAUGGCGUCACACGGGGUUGACCUAUUCCACCCAUGCUUCCAAAGGUGUUCAAGUUAGAUGAUGCCUACUGUACCAAAUUUUUUAAACAAGUUUCUCCAAAAUAGUAUUGAAAAUCUACUCUACAGAACAAAAAAUUCAGUUUUUAGUCUGUAAUAGUUUAUUAAUUUGUCCCUUUGAGUAGGUAACGACCGCGAUGGAAUAGAGAGUGCUCUUGUGUAAAUUCUUGGGCACCGUGAUUGAUAGAAAAAAUAUAUCAUAGCUUAGCAUGUACCUAGCCUUUGUUCUAAUGUCUACUCUUAUUGUAUAAAAUAUGAAAAACGUUAUGCUUAAUAGGUAUUUAAUAUUUUAUGUA
Messenger RNA from Plutella xylostella (diamondback moth), 1161 nucleotides. The record is from RefSeq and is a predicted model, not a curated record. Lineage: Eukaryota; Metazoa; Arthropoda; Insecta; Lepidoptera; Plutellidae.